This is a messenger RNA of Salvelinus sp. IW2-2015, 2347 nucleotides long. RefSeq lists its product as uncharacterized. Lineage: Eukaryota; Metazoa; Chordata; Actinopteri; Salmoniformes; Salmonidae. The record is from RefSeq and is a predicted model, not a curated record.
ACAGGAGUUUUGUGAAGCCAGUGGGACACAAUACAUGGAGAGAUGACCAACCAAUCACUCCUGAUGAGGGGAGUGGAAYCUCAACCCAGCCCAUUAUCGUGAAAGAGACUGCAGAUGCAGAGGCUGCUGGUCCUGGGGUCAAGCUGGAGAGGUCUGAAGGAGAGGAGGACCCACAGCAAAGCAGAGACAUCCAGUCUGGACCGACUGGAGCGCGCCCUGUUGCCACAGAGGACACCGCUCCAGCGCAGUCCAGUUCCCAACGCAGCGUCACGGAGGUCUGUGGAACGCCAAACGCUGUCCUCAAGUCAGAGACGGACACUGAGACUUUAACUGUAACACACAGGCUCUUACACACAGGAUCUGACCACAGGUCAGACCCAGAGAUACUUGGGCUGGGGCCAGUGGGCUGUCCUCCUGUUCCCGGCUCAGAAUACUUACCGAUAUUUCACCAGGUCCAGAGGACGGUUCAUUCUYGUGGAGAUGGUGAGGUGUUAUACACUGGCGUUGAUGACCUGUCUUGUACUUACGCUACAGAGAUGGACCCUGGCAACGUAUCCUUGGAUUUAGAGACACAGAAUGAUCUGUCUAGAGGGGACUGGAACCGGUACAGCAGUAGUGUAUACUCUGAAGGGUGCCUAGAUAAGAAAGGAGAGGUUAUAGUCGUAGACGAAGUGACUGUGAAAGUGGAGGGCAACGCUCCUCCCACAUGGAAUGCAGAUAGUCACCUAGGAGACGGACACUCACAAGGCAGAGAUUUCUUAGAUUACAGGGAAAGCUUAGAGACAAAUCCAAACGUCGUCCACCCGUUCCGGGAUCGCGACCCAGUGUCCACGUCAAUGGGGCCUUCUGAUUCACACAGCUGCGCCCUUUUGGAUCAGGCAUUGAACUCAAAAGACAGGGCUAGAGCCCAGGCUUUGGGAGGGGGAGCAACAUCUGGCAAAAAACAGGGGGUGAAACCCUUUAGCUGUACCCAGUGUUCUAUGCGCUUCGCCCAGGCUGGCAACCUGAAGAGGCACCAGAGGGUACACACAGGGGAGAAACCCUUCAGCUGUACCCAGUGUCACAUGUGUUUCGCCCAGGCUGGUGACCUGAAGAGGCACCAGAGGGUCCACACAGGAGAGAGACCUUACAGCUGCCCCCAGUGUGAGAAGAGGUUCUCCCACCAGCACCAUCUGAAGAUGCACUUGAAGAUCCACACUGAAGCGAGGCUGUUCGCCUGUACGCCCUGCGGGAAGAGAUUUUCAGAGAAGAGCUACCUCAGGAUACACCAGCAGAAAAACCAUUCCACUCUAUAACAUAGAAAGUAACCAUUUGACUCGAUAGCUUCUGACGUUUAGAUCAAACCCUGCAUUAAAAGAUUAACUUUCAUUGUUGUCAGAAGAAAAUGUUGAUUAACAAGAGUCACAGAUUUCAGUGUUGAAUAUUCCUGGGUAGAAUAUUGCAUCCAGGCAUUGUGCCUAAAAAAAAUUGUGUUUGUACUGUGUAGGCCAGUGGUCACCAACCUAUUCAAGAUCACUUUCAUUGAUCUAUCGCUCAGAAUUGUUUUUAAACAUUACUUAACAGUUCUGUAAGAAUGAGGUUUGUGCAGUAGGCCUAAUACAUUAUCACAGCAUACUGGCUAUAUGCCUGGCCUGCCAAUAUUGUUCUUCUCAGACCAUAUUUCAAAAGUCAAGCUUUGUUUACAAAAUAGAUCAGUUGGUGUAGCAACUUGCUAAGCAUAAAUUGAAAUAAUUUGCUUUUUUAUUUUACUGGACUGAUGGUACCUGCAUCUGAUUGUCAUGGUGCUUUCAAUAUACAAAUGGGAAUCGGCGGAAAAAACAGGUCAAAUCAUGUCAGUGAUCUUCAGGUUGGAAAGUCGGAGGUCUAGAAAGAUGCCAGAGUUUCUGACUUGUAAUUCAUGACCGUUCGAAAAAAUAAAAAUCCAGUUAGAUUCUCAAUUUCUUCCCAGAGUUCCCAGUUGUUUUGAACACAGCAUUAGUCUCAGUGGAGGGAGAGAACAGCAGAGGGUCCACUUCUCACAGUCACUGCUCUCUCCUACCUUUCCUCUGGUGAGACUGAACAGAGAGAGGGGACACCGUCUUCCACCUGAUGGCCGCAUCUGCCUCAUGCACAAAUUCAUGUUCCUAUGACCAGAGAAAGUGAAAUAUUCCUCUAAAAAUAGACACGACGAUGGACUAAUAAUAAUAAAAAACGCAGGGCUAGCAAUACACUUGGCUACUCAUUCAUUGCAGCUGCAUCGCGAGUGGAAGUAGUAGAGAAGAGCGUUUUAUGUUUUGCAAUGGUGCAGAUGUCUUUUUAAAAUUGUUUUACAUGAACUCACUCAUAAAAACAGCAGCUCUUUACUGUA